Molecule: messenger RNA, 633 nt
Organism: Acanthosepion pharaonis
Lineage: Eukaryota; Metazoa; Mollusca; Cephalopoda; Sepiida; Sepiidae
Source: the annotation of a GenBank genome assembly
AUGGGAUAUCCUGUUGGCAUCAGAAGACUGGCGGGGAGCAUAUUAUCAACCAAGUCAGUGAGGCUCCAAACGGAGUACCUUGGAACAAGGAAAACUAAAGUAAUCCUGCAUGGAGGUCCGCUGUUUAUUUCACUUGACCACUUGGGAUUUUUCUUUUCUAAAUUUGGCGAGGUAGCUAGUGUUUCAGCCGUUAAAAGUAAGGCCGGGAUAGCUACUGAAGAUGUAGAAGUCAUAGUAACGGUUACUAGGAAAAAUUUUGUGGCUAUUCCAAAUGUACUGACUUUUGAAGGACGUCCCAUCUACGUGACUGUUGAAGGACGACGCCCUCUCUGUUGGGCCUGUGGAGUGGUUGGUCAUCUAUCCAAAACGUGUCCUGGGAAGAGACCGGAACCACAACCGGAAAAUACAACGGCCAAGGAAAAAACUGACACAAGUGCCAAAGUAACAAAAAAAAUAUCCUGGAGAGUGGACGGAAGUGGUAAAGAAGGGAACAAAGGUUGCCCCCCAGCCUCUGCAGAAGUAGAAAUGCGACCAGCAUCAGCAGCAACAAAAGGGCGAACAGAAGAAGCCUCAAUUGGAGCAGGAGUGUCAGCAAGGGCAGCAGAAGGAAAAGUCACAGGAGAUGCAGCAUAA